Molecule: messenger RNA, 963 nt
Organism: Ostertagia ostertagi
Lineage: Eukaryota; Metazoa; Nematoda; Chromadorea; Rhabditida; Trichostrongylidae
Source: the annotation of a GenBank genome assembly
AUGGAGAUCUUUACUGAGUUCCCGAUCGGGAAAGCUACCUAUGAGCGGUUUCGAAUCUCGCUUAUGAAUCGCUCCAUCCUCUCUGGGGACGUGCACGUUUUUGUUCAGAAGAUGGAUGGAACCGAUCUGAAAGAGAUAAUGAAGGUGAUUCCGCUGUCUUACGUGCUACAUUCAUAUUUCAUGCUUCACGACAUAUUCGGUCGUGCUGUGGCAGAGACCGAGAAGAGAAUCGGACGCCCAUCAUCUGUGGUCACCAUUCUCGACCUCAGAGGUAUGAACGUGAGCGAAUUUCUGAACCCACUUUCGGCUCCCGUACAACUAGCUCGACUCGUUGUGAAAAUCUGGGCCGAAUAUUUUUGUGAAAAUAUGUGCAAGCUGCUCAUCAUCAACCCUCCCGCUAUCAUGUCAUUGAUGUUUAAAAUCUCGAAAUGCAUUAUGGAUGCUAAAACGUUCAGUCGCCUGUCAUUUCUCGAUGACUACUCACAAUUACAUAAAUAUCUUGAGCCUCAUGCAAUUCCUGUUGAGUAUGGUGGCACGUGGCGAGAUGAUUCCGGCUACUCAAAGCCUCCCGAGGGGUGCACUCGUCCGCACAAACCCGUUACAAGCGCAGAGUACAGAGGAGUCGACGAUGUCUGGACUGACUACGGGAUUAUCAAGCCACCGCCAAGUAAAACGUUCACAAUCAAAAGCUAUCAGUCUUGCGAACUUGUUAGAAAAUGCACACAAGCUGGUCGUCUGAUCUGGAACUUCACAAUCAGUGGCGACGUCGAGUUUGAAAUUGUACGACGCGAGGCAGGAAAAGAAGUUAAAGUUUGGCCGAAGAUCACCCUGACAAGUUUGAAGUUACCCGAAUACGGAAGUAUAACAGUGAUCCCGGCCGAGUAUGUGGUGCGAUUCCACAACCCAUCGUCUACGUGGUUUGCAGUUAAAGUCACAGGAGCGGCCGAAAUCAAAGCUGAAUAG